Molecule: messenger RNA, 940 nt
Organism: Loa loa (African eye worm)
Lineage: Eukaryota; Metazoa; Nematoda; Chromadorea; Rhabditida; Onchocercidae
Product: HemiAsterlin Resistant family member
Exons: 3
Coding region: 297-749 (150 amino acids)
Biological process (GO): mitochondrion organization
Cellular component (GO): mitochondrion; nucleus
Source: RefSeq, a predicted model, not a curated record
GCGGACUAUGCUAUGGAUGUAUGGGGACACCUGGGUGCUAGUUGUGUUGUAGGUCGUUACGUUGGUGGGGGCAUUCAAGGAAGUUUAUACUCACGACAAGUUUGCCUAUCCCUUCAUGUAUUAUAUUUUUAGGACUAUUGAGCAAGAGGUACUUCAUUCAAGGGGAUAUACUGGUGGCAGUAGUCUAGGAAACAUAUUUCGGUCUAUUACUCAUUUUUAUGUGUUUCUACACCUCAUUAAGGUUUAGCAGCUCGUUAGCUCUAUUCUUAUUCGUUGAACAAUUAAGUUGAAAAAAAAUGGUUCGUCGUCGCAUGGCUUCACCGAAACCGUCUCCGCCAGUACACCGUCGUACAUCAUCGUCUAUGUCUGCACGUUCUCCCCCGCCAGUACCGAUGCAGACAAAUUCGCCAGUAGCACCAAGUGCGACACCGCCUACACAAUUCGGUAUGGCACCGCCAUCGCGUGGGCCUGGAUUAAUGGGACAAAUGGCUGCAACGGCUGGUGGUGUUGCUAUCGGCUCAGCAGUUGGUCAUGCAGUUGGUAACAUGUUAACGGGGGGUGGUGGUCAUGGAAACAGCGAUGAAACUGCUGUAUCUGGAAAGCAGCAGAUGGAACAACAACAGCAGUAUAGAAAUCCAUGUGAAUUUGAGUGGAAGCAAUUUAUGGAAUGUACCGAGACACAGAAUGACCUCAGCUUAUGCCAGAGCUUUAACGAAAUUUUCAAGCAGUGCCGUGCAAAAAAUCUAUAAUCAAAUCGUAUUUCUAGCCGAUUCAGUAGUGAGCAGAGCUGUGAAAAGAAGAAAAAUUAUGGUGAAAUAAUAGUAUAAAUUUUCCUUCUCCGGUUAAUGUUUUUUGUCAGUACUUGAUUUAUAGAAAUUCUGGAAAUUAUUAUUUCUGUGCUUAUUUUAUAACUAGGACGCGGAAUAAAAUAUUUUUUCCG